Molecule: messenger RNA, 1452 nt
Organism: Coccomyxa subellipsoidea C-169
Lineage: Eukaryota; Viridiplantae; Chlorophyta; Trebouxiophyceae; Coccomyxaceae
Product: phosphoribosylamine--glycine ligase
Exons: 12
Coding region: 1-1452 (483 amino acids)
Biological process (GO): purine nucleobase biosynthetic process
Molecular function (GO): ATP binding; metal ion binding; phosphoribosylamine-glycine ligase activity
Source: RefSeq, a predicted model, not a curated record
AUGGCCCCCAUUUGCACAUUCACUGGAAUGCAAAGAGUCCAUUCCAGUGCAAUUUUUCACAGCCGUUUCCUAUGCGUCCUGAAAGGAACUCGACUACAUAUAGCUGAGACCGUAGCUCCUCAAAGGGCUCGCAUAUACAAGUCAGGCGUGGUAGCGGCUGCUCCUGGAAAGGUCGAUGUCCUUCUAGUGGGAGGGGGUGGAAGGGAGCAUGCUCUGGCUUGGAAGCUGACACAGUCACCCCUGUGUGACACCCUUUUCUGUGCCCCGGGCAAUCCUGGCAUUUCCAGGGAACAGAGCGUGACAUCUCUGGCAUUGGACGUAGAGAACCAGGAAGAGGUUGUGAGAUGGUGCAAAGACCAGGACAUUGGCUUGGUGUUGGUUGGCCCAGAAGCACCACUGGUCAGCGGACUGAUCGAUGCACUCAAAGCGGGGGGGAUCAGGGCAUUUGGGCCCAGCGCUGCAGCAGCCCAGCUUGAGGGGUCAAAGAAGUUUCUAAAGGACUUAUGCAGAGAUUUUGACAUCCCCACGGGCAGCUAUGAGGCCUUCACAGAGCCAGAGGCAGCCAAGGAGUACAUCAGGGCAAGGGGGGCGCCCAUUGUGGUGAAAGCAGACGGUCUGGCUGCAGGCAAGGGGGUUGUUGUGGCGCAAAGUGUGGAUGAGGCGCUGGCAGCCGUUGAUGACAUGCUCGUCAACAGGAAAUUUGGCGAGGCCGGGAAUGAGAUUGUUGUGGAGGAAUUCCUGGACGGGGAGGAGGCCUCGUUCUUUGCUCUUGUGGAUGGCGAGACAUGCAUUGCACUGGCGUCUGCACAGGAUCACAAAGCGGUAGGGGAGGGAGACACAGGGCCCAACACAGGCGGCAUGGGAGCUUACUCACCGGCACCUGUUGUCACGUCCUCUGUAGAGUCGCAAGUCAUGGAUGAGAUUGUGCAGAGGACUGCGAGUGCCAUGGUCAAGAAGGGGGUUCCCUUCACCGGUGUUCUCUUUGCGGGGCUCAUGAUCAAAGACGGCCGGGCGAGGUUACUGGAGCACAAUGUGCGGUUUGGAGACCCGGAGUGCCAGUGCCUGAUGAUGCGGCUGCAGAGUGAUCUGCUGGAAGUGCUGCUGGCUGCGGCUGAGGGCAAGCUGGCAGGCACUCAUUUGCAGUGGUCACCCGAGACUGCCCUCACGGUUGUCAUGGCGGCUCGUGGGUACCCAGGCAGCUACACAAAGGGCACUGCCAUCCGCAACCUGGACAAUGUCAGCACUGCAAAGGUGUUCCAUGCUGGGACGAGCAGCAAUGAUGCUGGCGAGGUGGUGGCCACUGGCGGCCGAGUGCUGGGGGUGACUGCCACGAGUGCUGAUGUGGAAGAGGCCCAAAAGAAAGCCUACCAGGCUGUGGAUGCAAUCGACUGGCCUGAAGGCUUCUGCAGGCGUGACAUUGGUUGGAGAGCAGUUGCAAGGACGAAACAAUGA